GUAUAUCAUCAUCAUCCAUUCCAUGGAGUUAGAGGUAAAAGUAGUUGGAGGCAUAGACAACUGUUUCGUAUCCCUUCCUCUUCCUCUAAUCCAAACUCUACACUCCACACGAUCAGCUCCUCUUCCUGAAAUCGUUGCUCUCGAGCUUCGCUCUCUCACUAACCCCUCACAGUCACACACAUGGUUCGUCGCUUGGUCCGGAGCCACUUCUGCUUCUUCCGCCAUAGAGGUUUCUCAACGAUUUGCGGAAUGCGUUUUGUUACCGGAUCAUGCUAGAGUUCAAGUGAGAGCUGCUUCUAAUGUGCCACAUGCUUCUCUGGUCACGAUAGAGCCUCACACGGAGGAUGACUGGGAAAUCUUGGAGCUCAAUUCUGAUCAAGCGGAGGCUGCAAUCCUCAACCAGGUCAGGAUUGUCCAUGAAGGGAUGAGAUUUCCUUUGUGGUUGCAUGGUCACACUGUCAUCACAUUCCAUGUGGCUUCCGUUUUUCCGAAGAAAGCGGUGGCAGUACAACUCAUGCCAGGCACUGAAGUUGCUGUUGCUCCAAAAAGACGCCAAAGAAUUUUGGAUUCAGCUGGAGAUUCACAUCUAGACUCCUGUGCUAAAGAGCAUACUGCAAAGAUGCUGCUACGUAUACAAGAUUCAGAUGGGUUAUGUCGUACCAGUACUCAUGUCAAAGGUGUUGAGCUUCAUAUAGGGCUUACAUCUGUUGCUUUUGUUCACCCAGAAACUGCAAAACACUUCUCGUUUAACAUGCUUCAGUUGGUUUCCAUAGUGCCAAGAGUGUCCAAGGAGAAUGUUAAAAUUUCCAGAACCAAUACUAUGAAAGUCAAAGGCGGGUCAGCUGUUAAUGAAGUUGAGAAUGGAAAUACUGACAAGAAAGAAUAUCAACAGACAAUUGUUCAUCUAUUGAUUUCAGACUCUGUGGCUGAGGGACAUGUAAUGAUAGCUAAGUCUCUUCGCCUUUAUUUGAGAGCUAGCCUGCAUUCAUGGGUUUAUUUGAAGGUAUGUGAUGUUAUUUUGGAAAAAAAUAUUCCUUCGAUCUCUCUUUAUCCUUGCCAAUUCAAACUGUCAAGGCAGGAGAAUGCUGUUGAGAAAAAUGGUCCAGAAGUUUUCAAUGGCCACAAGAAUCACAUCGAUGAAAAAUUGCUUUCAAAAGCUUCUUCAGGUGUCUUUAUGGAUACUAUAGAUUGGUCCAUCCACAAUGAAGUUGUUGCAGCUCUCUCAGAUGAAUCCAAUUACAAGGCAGAGGAAGAGGUUGCAAAUCAGUCUCAGAAUCAAAAGGGAUUACAGAGUCUUGUACGAUUAUGGUAUAUAGCCCAACUUGAGGCAAUCACUUCCAUUACGGGUAUGGAGGUAAAUUCAUUGGUUAUGGGUAGUAAAACCUUGCUUCAUUUUGAAUUAAGCUGUUACAAGCUUGGGAGCAAUGGGAAGGUUCAGCUAGCUUAUAAUUCUUCAGAGAACAGUGGCAAGGCAGCGGGAAUGUUAUUUUUAUUGACCUUCGGUGAAGAAAAUCUGCAUCACAGGAAACCUACUGCAUAUGAAGUUGCUCUUGGCGGAAGUCUCAAUAACAUCAAUAUUGGGGAUCUGAAGCUUUUUGAAAGGAUGAAAUCGGGUGAUCCCAUGUCUAUUCAUUCUAUAGAAGAGAGAGCCUCUGACGUCCACAUUAGUUCAAAUGUAUCUUUCCUUGGUUGGAUGGGGAAAACUGCUUCUGAUGUUAUCAAUAGGAUGUUGGUAUUGUUAUCUUCGGCAUCUGGUUUGUGGUUUGGCUCAUACAACUUGCCACUCCCUGGGCAUGUUCUAAUAUAUGGACCUCCAGGCUCUGGGAAAACUAUGUUGGCAAGGACUGUGGCAAAAUCCCUUGAGAAUCAUGAAGACAUCUUAGCACACAUAAUUUUUGUUUCCUGCUCAAAACUUGCUUUGGAGAAGGUCCAAAUUAUUCGCAAAGAACUUUCAAACCAUGUCACUGAAGCUUUAAAUCAUGCACCUUCCAUUGUCAUCUUUGAUGAUCUUGAUAGCAUAAUUUCUACCCCUGACUCCGAAGGAUCUCAGCCUUCAAUGUCUGUUACUGGACUAACAGAUUUUCUGGUUGACAUCAUGGAUGAAUAUGGGGAGAAGAGGCAAAAAUCAUGUGGAUUCGGACCAAUAGCCUUCAUAGCUUCCAUACAAUCCCUAGAGAAGAUACCACAAUCUUUGAGCUCUUCAGGACGGUUUGACUUUCACAUAAAGCUGCCCGCUCCUGCAGCUUCAGAGCGCAGGGCCAUGUUGAAGCAUGAAAUACAAAGGCGUCGCUUGCAAUGUGAUGAUGACAUCCUGCUUGAUGUGGCUGUAAAAUGUGAUGGUUAUGAUGGCUAUGAUCUGGAAAUGCUAGUUGACAGAGCAGUUCAUUCUGCUGUUCGUCGGUUUUUGCCAUCUAAUGCCGCCAUUUAUGAGCAUGAGAGUCCUGCUUUACUAAGGGAGGAUUUCUCUCAGGCAAUGCAUGAUUUUCUUCCUGUUGCAAUGCGUGACAUCACAAAAUCUGCUUCCGACGAUGGCCGUUCUGGAUGGGACGAUGUGGGUGGCCUUGUUGAUAUUCGAAAUGCUAUUAAGGAGAUGAUAGAGUUGCCAUCAAAAUUUCCAAAAACUUUUGCCCAAGCACCUUUGAGGUUGCGGUCAAAUGUCCUUUUAUAUGGUCCUCCUGGUUGUGGCAAAACUCACAUAGUUGGUGCUGCUGCUGCUGCUUCUUCAUUACGAUUCAUAUCAGUGAAAGGGCCUGAGCUAUUAAACAAGUACAUUGGAGCUUCUGAACAAGCUGUCAGGGAUAUAUUCUCUAAAGCAGCUGCUGCAGCACCAUGCCUACUUUUUUUUGAUGAGUUUGAUUCUAUUGCCCCUAAGAGAGGGCAUGACAAUACUGGAGUAACAGAUCGUGUUGUUAAUCAAUUUCUAACUGAGUUAGACGGUGUUGAGAUUUUAACUGGUGUGUUUGUGUUUGCUGCAACCAGUAGACCAGAUUUACUUGAUGCAGCACUGUUGAGACCUGGUAGGUUAGAUCGACUUCUAUUCUGCGAUUUUCCAUCUUGGCAUGAGAGAUUGGAAAUUCUUACAGUACUUUCUAGAAAGUUACCAAUGGCCAAUGAUAUUGAUUUGGCUGCCCUAGCUAAUUUGACUAAGGGAUUCAGCGGGGCUGAUCUCCAAGCUCUUCUCUCAGAUGCGCAGCUUGCAGCAGUUCAUGAUGUUCUGGACAAUGUGGAUGCCUCUGGGCCAGAAAAGAUACUGGUUAUUACUGAUGCACUUCUGAAGUUCACUGCAUCCAAGGCUAGACCAUCUGUCUCCGAAGAAGAGAAAAGAAGACUCUACAAUAUUUAUCACCAGUUCCUAGAUUCAAAGAGAUCCGUUGCUGCUCAGUCAAGGGAUGCAAAAGGCAAGAGGGCAACUCUAGCUUGACAAUCAAGUAAUACAGGGCAAUUUGCUCAUGGUGAAACUGCUCUUCGGUAUUCCUUUUCUCAUGGGGAUGUCUUUUCUGUUCAUUGUACCUGAUUAUAGUAAAUUUGUACAGGAAUCAAUUGUAGUUCAAUUCAUCAUUUGUUGUAUUAGAUAAUACACACUCUCCCAGCAACGUUAGGAAUAAAAUAUGAAAAGAUAAAUGUAUCUGCAAGUUAUUUGUUUUUUCUCUUAAAACUUUAUUUUGGGUUUAAGGGGAAGCAAUGGCCGAAGUAAAUCCUUAAGGGAAAAACAGAGAUCAAAGGAAGCCUUACGCAUGAUGAUCAAAUCUCCUAUUGGAAGUCCAAUGCAGAAUGUACUGGCAGUCCUGGCAUGAAUUUUUUUUUUUUUUUUUUGCUUUGGGGAUUCGUUGGCUGCUUUGUUAUUUGGCAAAUUGGUUUGAGUGACAGCUUAUGCUUAGAAACAUUUGAUGAGGUUUGAGUAGCAGCUUAUGCUUAGAAACAUUUUGAUGAAGAGACCUUGUUGCAAACUCCUCCAAACAGUUUCAGCUUUGGUGCCAAUUUUGUUUUGAGUUUACUCUUUCCAUGGAAAAUAUGACUAGAGGAUGUUGACGCUGCUGCACGGCUACGAGCUUACAAUUUCUUGGAAGCAUUGAACCCAUUUGUUGCUUGAUAAUCACCAGUGUGAUGAGCCAAAUGACCCUACUUUUUGAAUUCUUUUCCGUCGAUUUCCAACUCUCCGCCUGCUAUGUGAUGUACGUUACAUACUUUUUGGGCAGUUUCAUCCUUAAUGAAGCUCUCCCUUAAGCAAAAGGAAGGGGUCAUUCAGCAUCAAGGAUGAAAAAAGGAAUAGUGCCCAGUUUCAUCCCAUUUCACUUAGUCGUGUGCCUGCAUUCAUCUUUGUUUUUUUUUUCUUACAUUAUUAAUUUGAAAGUAGAUAUCAUGUUAAGGUUUCAUAUAUUGGAUAAUGAGUAAAGUCAUAUUUUGGUAUUUUAAAGAUGGAAAAUGUUUUUCUCAUGUUGCAUGAGACAAUUUGUCUCAUGUAACAUACAAAAAAGUGGGUGGGACCCACUAAGAAGAGGAGAGAGAAAGGAAAA
Gastrolobium bilobum is the source of this 4514-nucleotide messenger RNA. RefSeq names its product peroxisomal ATPase PEX1. Gene Ontology annotation, biological process: protein import into peroxisome matrix. The coding region runs from base 23 to 3421 and encodes 1132 amino acids. Gene Ontology annotation, molecular function: ATP hydrolysis activity; ATP binding. The record is from RefSeq and is a predicted model, not a curated record. The transcript has 17 exons. Gene Ontology annotation, cellular component: peroxisomal membrane; cytosol; peroxisome. Lineage: Eukaryota; Viridiplantae; Streptophyta; Magnoliopsida; Fabales; Fabaceae.